This is a messenger RNA of Scutellospora calospora, 149 nucleotides long. NCBI's taxonomy places the organism in Eukaryota, Fungi, Glomeromycota, Glomeromycetes, Diversisporales, Gigasporaceae. The record is from the annotation of a GenBank genome assembly.
ACUAUACUACAACACAAAAAGCAAUAGAAGACGCAAUAAAUGCAAAACUUCAAGAACUCCCUGAGAGCUCAAACUUAAUCUCAGAAGAAAUACGAAAUAUCUUGCCUUUCGAACUACCAAUCAAAAAAAGAUCACAAACAACUACUAUA